Platichthys flesus (European flounder) is the source of this 1255-nucleotide messenger RNA. RefSeq names its product ceramide-1-phosphate transfer protein-like. The record is from RefSeq and is a predicted model, not a curated record. Gene Ontology annotation, biological process: intermembrane lipid transfer; ceramide transport. The coding region runs from base 20 to 1099 and encodes 359 amino acids. Gene Ontology annotation, cellular component: cytosol; membrane; cytoplasm. Gene Ontology annotation, molecular function: ceramide 1-phosphate binding; ceramide 1-phosphate transfer activity. The transcript is spliced from 7 exons. NCBI's taxonomy places the organism in Eukaryota, Metazoa, Chordata, Actinopteri, Pleuronectiformes, Pleuronectidae.
GUGCAAAGGUCGUCCCGGCAUGUGUGUGUUUGUACGUCCCGUGCCGGAGGGAGCGAGAGAGGGAUCGACCUUUAACCCCAGCAGGAGACGGAGAGCGACAGUGAGUGAGGGAGAGUUUGUGUUAACUGUGUGUUUGUUUUCAUUUUUGUGUGCUCAGUGGAAACGAGAGUACUUUAGGGUCGCCAUGGUUAUCCUCAGACGGACGCCACUGCUUCGUUACCUGCUGCUGGCGGCCAUGUUGGCUCUGUUCCUCUUUGUCAGCUCCUUGUGGCUACCUCAAGGCGGAGUCAGAGACUGUGGCAGCUCCUGGCAGCCAUGUAUACGUUCUUACCAACAAACGCCGGAACCUCCGCUGGCCCCCGGGGACUUCCUGCAGGAGGACGAACCCACGCUCCUCACAAAGGAGUGUCCGGGUCAGAAGUUCCAGGUUCGAGAGCUGCUGCUGCACCUGAGGUCCAGUCUGUCAGACGAGGAGGACGAUGAUGUCCUUCUGGAGCCGUACCUGCAGAGCUGGGACCAGCUCCUCAAUUUCAUGGAGUCUCUGGGGACGAUGGUGAGUUUAUUCUCCAUGAAGGUGAACGAGAAGGUCGUGCAGAUCCGAGCCCUGUCACUCAAACACAGCGCAGACGUCUAUCAGGGACAAACCCCCCCAUCGUUUGGACUCAAAACCGGGGCGUACCGCUCGGUUCGAUCUAUGGUGGAGGCGGAGCUGAAAGCGGGCGUGGUGGACUUCUCGCGCCACACGGACUCGGGCUGCCGGACGCUGCUGAGGCUGCAUCGGUCUCUGCUGUGGCUCAAGCUGAUGUUAGAGGGUUUGUCUGAAGGACCCGACGCAGACGGACAAUACAAAACCCCCGGAGAGCUGAGCAGAGACGCCUACCAGGUGGCGUUGGCCCCCCACCACCCCUGGGUGCUCCGCCAGGCGGCCGAGUUCGCGUUCCUUGCCCUCCCUGACCGACAGUACUUCCUGCAGCUGGUGUGUGUUCAGAACCAGAGUGAGGCCACGCCCGUGCUGCGUGUCAUCAUCCACGCCCUGAUGCUCGUGCACACGCGAACCCAACGAAUCCUGGAGGAACACAACAUGCUGGAGCUGCCGUGACGCCAACAACCGGGAAGAUUCAGGACGUUCGCCGCAGACUCCGCAGGCGCCCGGCGACUCGUCCACGUGGCUCCAGGCGUGUUUGAUCAAGCUGCCGAGGACCUUGUACCAGACGCCACACACUCUGCACGGCGUCUUACUUCUCUCCACCACGUA